AGAAAACUCUCCUAGCAGUCGAGAUGACUCAGUAACUUUUCAGCCGGGAUCUGCUUUUCCACCUCCUUUUCUCCCCCCCACCCCACCCCGGCCUCGAAUCCGUUGGUUCCCCCGCAGCCUGGAGAUGUAUUCUUCGCCUCUGUGCCUCGCCCAGGAUGAGUUCCAUCCCUUCAUUGAGGCUCUCCUUCCUCAUGUCCGGGCCUUUGCCUACACCUGGUUCAACCUGCAGGCUCGGAAACGCAAGUACUUCAAGAAGCACGAGAAGCGGAUGACCAAGGACGAGGAACGGGCUGUGAAGGACGAGCUUCUGAACGAGAAGCCAGAGGUGAAGCAGAAAUGGGCCUCCCGCUUGCUGGCCAAGCUGCGCAAAGAUAUCCGGCCCGAGUUCCGUGAAGACUUUGUCCUCUCUAUUACGGGCAAGAAGCCCUCAUGCUGCGUCCUCUCCAACCCUGACCAGAAGGGGAAGAUGCGUCGGAUCGACUGCCUGCGCCAGGCUGACAAAGUGUGGCGCCUGGACCUCGUCAUGGUCAUCCUUUUUAAGGGCAUUCCCUUGGAGAGCACUGAUGGGGAACGCCUCGUCAAGGCUGCGCAGUGCACCAACCCCGUCCUAUGUGUCCAGCCCCACCACAUCAGUGUCUCCGUCAAAGAGCUCGAUCUAUACCUGGCGUAUUUUGUUCGUGAGAGAGAUUCAGAUCAAAGCAGCAGCCCGAGGACGGGAAUUGGUUCAGACCAAGAGGACAGCAAACCCAUCAUCACGCUGGAUGCGACAGAUUUCCAAGAAAAUUUUGUCACAUCAGGCGUCUUCAAUGUCACAGAGCUUAUCCAAGUCUCCCGAACGCCAGUGGUGACGGGCACGGGGCCAAAUUUCUCCUUGGGGGAGUUGCAAGGACACCUGGCUUAUGACCUAAAUCCUUCCAGCACGGGGAUGAGACGGACACUUCCAAGCACCUCAUCCAGUGGGAGUAAACGGCACAAGUCGGGUUCCAUGGAGGAUGACCUUGACACAAGCCCGGGGGGUGAAUAUUACACUUCUCCCAGCUCGCCCACAAGUAGCAGCCGCAACUGGACAGAAGACAUGGAAGGGGGCAUCUCCCCGACUAUCAAAAAGGACAUGGACAAGUCUCCUUUCAACAGCCCGUCACCGCAGGACUCAUCGCCUCGGCUGAGCAGCUUCACCCAGCAUCACCGUCCUGUCAUUGCUGUUCACAGUGGUAUCGCCCGAAGCCCCCACCCUUCCUCUGCUCUGCACUUCUCCACCACCUCGAUCCUGCCCCAGACGGCCUCCACCUACUUCCCCCACACAGCCAUAAGGUACCCGCCUCACCUGAACCCGCAGGAUCCUCUGAAAGAUCUCGUCUCGUUGGCCUGUGACCCGUCCAAUCAACAGCCGGGACCGUUAAAUGGAAGUGGCCAAGUGAAGGUACCCGGGCACUACCUUCCCCCACAGAUGUUGGCACCGCCGCCCCCCGGUAUGCCCCGCCUGGCAAUCUCACCUGAUACCAAAUCCACCACGACAACUUCCGAGGGAGGGACCUCCUCGCCGACAUCACCCACCUACUCCGCCCCAGGCACACCCCCUGCGAACCGCUUCGUGGGAUUAGGACCACGAGAUCCUGGCAGCAUCUAUCAGGCCCAGUCCUGGUAUUUAGGGUAGUUGCCGCUUGCUGGAUCUUCACCUCCCUUUCCUCCCGGGCUAUGGGCUUUCUUCGAGGAGAGCGAUGCAGACCCCCCCUCCACCCCUUCAGCCCAAACCUUUGGUGGCAAUGCAAAGAGAGCCAGAGAAACUGAACAACAUUGCAAGAGACUACGGAAGGAUGGAAAGCAAGGGGGAAAGGUUCAGACUUUUUAAAAAAGUUAUAAACAACAACCUCUCCCUGCCAGCACCCCCCAGGGGGGGCCUCCCACCAUCUCAACCCUCUCUCCAGCUGGAACUCCCGCCUGCUGCACUCUCCGAAGGGAUUCAUAUGCAAAAGUUUGUGAUUGUUUUCCCAUCUCUUGUGAGUAGAAAGGACAAAUUCACCUGGGCCUGCUGCAGGCUCCUCCCCCUGUUUUUUCACAACCCCUUUGGAGCGGGGGAGGAUGGUGGCAGAAUGACCAAGAGACUGUGGAACCACAGGUCAAGAGGAUCCACCGCGAAGAUGCAGUUAGUAGUCUUUCUCCCAAGAGGGAAAAAUGUGGGUCAUCUUUAAACCUACAUUUCUUCCCUCCCGCCCCCUCCCCCACACGUUUUGCUUUCCGAGGGGGGUUUGCCAGGUCCUGGCAUUUACCAAGAGGGUGUUAUCAAGACUACAGAAAGGGCAUGUGGCUUGUUUUCUGUACUCUUUGUCUCGAAUGCUUUUGCUUCCAUCUCAAAAGAGGUGCUCUUUGGAAAGGGCCAAGCGCAGGGGUGGGGGAGACAUGGGACUCGAUUGGUCCAGCAGAGGCCAGCAUGGUCGGGGGAGGGAGAGAGAGAGGUGGGAACAGAUUUAAGCCACGGAAAGUAAAUAAGA
Eublepharis macularius is the source of this 2489-nucleotide messenger RNA. It is a transcript of the gene NFIC, whose product is annotated as nuclear factor I C. Gene Ontology annotation, cellular component: nucleus. Gene Ontology annotation, molecular function: DNA-binding transcription factor activity, RNA polymerase II-specific; RNA polymerase II cis-regulatory region sequence-specific DNA binding. Gene Ontology annotation, biological process: regulation of transcription by RNA polymerase II. Bases 125 to 1654 code for a protein of 509 amino acids. The transcript has 11 exons. The record is from RefSeq and is a predicted model, not a curated record. NCBI's taxonomy places the organism in Eukaryota, Metazoa, Chordata, Lepidosauria, Squamata, Eublepharidae.